AUGAGAGUCGCCAGUCGACUCAACCGAUUUCGGGUUCGGUGCGUUCAUCUUGUUUUCUGCGGAAUAAUCUUCUGUGCUAUUUAUAUUGUUUUGUAUCGAGAUCUUGGAAUAAGCUUACCGGCUGCAGAGCUUGACAACAAACCGGUCGAAGUUCCGUUAAGGUUCCGAAUUGCAGAUGGUUGGGUGUGGAAAGACGACAUCGACUAUAGCGGAACAGUUCGAAACAUGAUAAACACCAACGUCAUAGACAAACCAGAAUCUAACCAAUCAAACAACGAAUUACCUCCAUCAGUUGCGCAAGAUACUGGACUGGACUACGGGCAAGGACGGUAUCUUGAAUUGGAAGGUGUGGAAGAUUAUAUCUUGUGGCAAAAGGGAUACAUGGAGCCCACCAAAAAACAAGUCAAUAGAAAAAUCCGUAGCUGUAAGAAGGCAAUCCAGAAUGUUCUUUUCCUCAAGACACACUAUACAGGAAGUGACGUCGUUGCCAAUAUCCUAAAUCGAUUCGCCGAUUUACGGAACCUGCGCAUUGCCCUACCUAGCGGAGGACUGUCGACAUUUUAUUGGCCUUCAAGAUUCCACUGGAAAUAUGUGGACAUCAUGUUAUUGGACGGAACCCUCCCCAGCAUACUUUGCAAUCACGCUCGUUUUAAUGGUGACGUCAUGGAUGAGAUUAUGCAAUCGCAGACAGCUUUCAUUACUAUAUUACGUGACCCGGUGUCUCAUUUUGAGGUGACGUUUCGAAACUUGGAUUUUCAGGAAAUCCUAGAAAUUGGAGAUCAACAAUAUCCUUUUCUGAAAUUUUUGGAAAAUCCUCGAAAAUACAUUGGAAGAGCCAUUCAGCGCAAGAGAUUCAAGGAUUCUCUGAAUCUCAUAAAAAAUGGGAUGUUCUUCGAUCUUGGACUCCGAACCACGGAUUACCACAAACCAGAGAUGGUACGAGACGCCAUAUUAGAUAUUGACGAUAAAUUUACCCUGGUACUUAUCUAUGAAUACUUGGACGAAUCACUGGUGAUGUUGAAGAGAAAAUUAUGCUGGGAAUUAGAUGAUGUUGUAUAUCUUAAGUUUCAUUAUCAACUCCAUGGUGGAAGAACCCACCAGAAUACCAGUGGUAACAUCACUGAACAAAUUUACCGCUGGAACAAUGCAGACACGAUGUUGUAUCAAUUCUUUAACGAGACACUUUGGAACGAGAUCCGUCUCGAAGGAAAAGAGUUCUUCGAGGAACUCCACGAGUUUAGAACUAAACACGAAGAAAUGGAGCAUGAUUGUCUAGGAAAGUCGAUGAAUUUAGCAAAAAUACAGUUGAACCAGGCAGUUUCGUCGCUGAAUCGAUAUCUGUGCGAAAAGAUGCUCUAUCAAGAUAUAGAAUAUUUGCAUUACUUUCGACGAAAGAUGGAAAAUAACAAAAGACGAACACCAACCAACAGUAUUGGCUCGGGGAAUGGGUCUAGUACAAUUCUAACACAAGGAAGUGCAGUAAAACCCCCCUUACAAAGAAACGAGACAGACACAGGUUCUGUUUCAAAACGAUAA
Pocillopora verrucosa is the source of this 1536-nucleotide messenger RNA. Its product is annotated as galactose-3-O-sulfotransferase 2-like. Gene Ontology annotation, biological process: glycolipid biosynthetic process. Lineage: Eukaryota; Metazoa; Cnidaria; Anthozoa; Scleractinia; Pocilloporidae. The record is from RefSeq and is a predicted model, not a curated record. Gene Ontology annotation, cellular component: membrane. Gene Ontology annotation, molecular function: galactosylceramide sulfotransferase activity.